AUGGCAGGAAACGACUCACCCAGGGCGGUCACCCUCCGAAAACGGGCAUACAUCAUCUGCACCAAAGCAGUGGUGUGUCUCUGCCUCGCAUUCAUAGCAUACCAGAUCUACCUCGCCACCACGCACCACACCAACACACACUACGACGUCCUCGGCGUCCCCAUCAAUGCCACCGCCACCGAGCUCCGCAGCGCCUACCGCAACCAGUCGCGCCUCACGCAGCCGGACAAGGUGACCAAGCCCGAGGACCGCACGUCGGCGACGGAGCGGUACAUACGCGUGCAAGAGGCGUUCAACGCCUUGUCGAGCGACGAGAAGAGGUGCGUUUAUGACUGCGUGAUCCCGAAUCGCGGGAGCCGGAGCCAGUGCAGGACUGAAUGCUCGCUUGCGCAGGCGGGGAGGGAGGGGGAGGAGAUGGCCGUGGCACCUAAGAACAAGAACGAGGAGAUGGCCAGGGCAUUUGGGAACAAGAACAAGACCGAAGAGAAAAAGUUGAGGAGGGCGAAGAAGGAAAAGAAAGACAGAAUGGCGCAGGAAGUCGUACAGGAGGUUGUAAAAGAGAAGGAAAAGAAGCAAAAGCAGGAAAAUGAGGCGCUGCAGCGGAAGAACAUGACGGGGCAGACUUCGCACGCAACGGCUGCUGUUUUGGUUGUGUUGGAGAGUGUGGCCGUUUGGCAGAUCGUCAAAGAGGGAUCUACGGCAUCUAGGGCCGGCUGGCUUGUUUUGCAGGUCGUCAUAAUGGCUGUGGCGACUUGCAAGUAUAUCAGCGGUUCCGCUUGA
This is a messenger RNA of Anthostomella pinea, 780 nucleotides long. The record is from the annotation of a GenBank genome assembly. NCBI's taxonomy places the organism in Eukaryota, Fungi, Ascomycota, Sordariomycetes, Xylariales, Xylariaceae.